This is a messenger RNA of Syngnathus typhle (broad-nosed pipefish), 6394 nucleotides long. Its product is annotated as IQ motif and SEC7 domain-containing protein 2-like. Gene Ontology annotation, biological process: actin cytoskeleton organization; regulation of ARF protein signal transduction. Lineage: Eukaryota; Metazoa; Chordata; Actinopteri; Syngnathiformes; Syngnathidae. Gene Ontology annotation, molecular function: protein binding; guanyl-nucleotide exchange factor activity. The transcript is spliced from 17 exons. The coding region runs from base 84 to 5159 and encodes 1691 amino acids. The record is from RefSeq and is a predicted model, not a curated record.
UUUUUUCUCAAUGUUUUGUUAACCUUCCUCGUUGGUAGGCUUGUAGGUUAAGUCUUUAUUUGACAUCAAGUUGGCUGUUAGCUAUGGAUGCUAAUCAAGCCCCGGGCCAAGGCAGCCCGGAAAGUCCGAAUCGGGCAGUGGAGUACCUCCUGGAACUCAACAACAUCAUCGAAAGCCAGCAGAAGCUUCUGGAAACACAGAGGCGGCGCAUUGACGAACUGGAGGUCCAGCUAGACCGCCUCAGCCAAGAGAACAAAGACCUACGCUUGGACCGCCAACCGGCCGCCCCGCCUCCGGCCUCAGCUCCUCCGGAGCCUCGUCUUCCUCCUCCUCCUCCGCCACCGCCUCCCACUCACUUCUCCUCCGUUCCCGCCAAGAACCACCACCACCACCACCACCAUCACCCCCACACCAAGGCUCCCACCUCCAUCCCACUGAAUGCCAGCCACAACCACCAGCACCACCACUACAACAGCACGUCGACGGUCCACGUCGCUGCCUCGGGCUCCGGCUCGCAGGUCCCCGCACCGGCUCCGCCCCCGCCGCCUCCUCCCAUUCCCCCACGGGAGCAGCCUCGGGGGCACAGCCGCCUGAGCCGGACGGCGUCUACCAGCACUGGAACCAACACCAAUUUUGUGGAGAAGGAGAAGGAGCGCCUGGAGCGCCUUCACAAGAGUAACGCCGCCAACAACCACCACGCCCACACGCUGCACCACCACCACAAAGCUGUGGAAGGUGAGCCACGCUGUCCGGAGGCGCUCCCUUUUCCAGAUCCGUUGUUCGGCCACCCUUACGCCUCCAGCGCCUCCAGCGGGCCCCUGGGAGCCUCCCACGCGCAGUCGGCAAGCGUUGUUCAACAGGACAGCUCGACCGUGUCUACGCCCAACGCAGCGGCCAGCUUGGCGUGGGCUCAGCGGAGUCGCCAGCAGCCAGCCAGCCUGGCACUACGCAAGCAGGAGGAGGAGGAGAGCAAACGCUGCAAGGCCCUUUCUGACAGCUAUGAGCUCUCCACGGACCUCCAGGACAAGAAGGUGGAGAUGCUGGAAAGGAAGUACGGCGGCCAGUUUGUAUCCCGGCGGGCAGCCAGGACCAUUCAGACGGCCUUCCGGCAGUACCGCAUGAACAAGAACUUCCAGAGGCUCCGCAGCUCGGCCUCGGAGAGUCGAAUGACCCGGCGCAUCAUUUUGUCCAACAUGAGGAUGCAGUACUCCUUUGACGAGCGUCAGCCGCAGGCUGGAGGCUAUUCAGGGCCGCAGGACUCCGAAGACACAGGAGACAUGGACGACUCUUUCUCCAAGCAGGUCAAGUCGCUGGCAGACUCCAUGGACGACUCGCUCACCUGUCAAUCGGGUCGAGAGGACUCCCAGGAGGCGGGAGGAGAGGGAGAGGAGGGGGAUGAGGAGGAGGAGGAGGAAGAAGAGGAGGACGAAGAGGAGGAAGAGUAUGACUACAGGGAGUGCUCUUGGGGUGGCACCGCUUCCCGUCGCGUGGUGGGCCAAAGCGGGCGGGGGGCCGGCGCCGCCAUGCACGAGGACAGCACGGCUACUUCCUUCAGUGACGUUACGCUCUACAUGGACGACGGCGGCCUCCCGUCCUCGCCCGUCUCCCGCCCGCCCUCCUCGCCACUGUCUUGCCCGGCCUCCAGCUCCGACACGGAUUACUGGGGCGGCAGGGAGGAGAGUCGAGAGACAGACAGAGGAGGCAGCGGCAGCCGGAGGAGCAGCACGCCUUGCACAGAAUGUCGGGGGGAGUACCGGGGGAGGCCCGCCGCAGGAGGACACCUGCCCGUCUUGACCAUAGAACCGCCCAGCGACAGCUCGGUCGACAUGAGUGACAGGUCCGAGCGAGGCUCCAUCGGGCGUCUGGUCUAUGAGCAGGAGCCGCCCGGAGUGGAGCGAAGCCCAGGAGAAGAAAGUGGAGCCGGGGAUGGCGAAAGCGGUGAAGAAGAAGAAGAAGAAGAACACGGAGGUGGCGGGGCAGGCAGCAGCGAGGCCGAAUCGCCGCAAGGAACCAUCAAACACAAACCAAACGGCCGCUCGGUGGUGAUGGCGCAAGGGCAGACCCGGAGCUCCGCCCCCAGCGCCGUGCCGAUGCCCUCGGCUCGCGCCCUUCCGGCCCACGCGCUGCCUCACGCGCUCCAACACGCGUCGCCCAUCCCCCACCUUCCCACCGUCCUGCACCACCACCACCACCUCCAGCAGCACCAGCCGCAGCCGCAGUACAACCACAUGGCGUACGUGCACCACGGCGGGGCGGCGUACGUGCCCCAUUUUGCCCAGCACCACUACCACCAUCUGCACCAGCACCAGCACCACCUCCCGCACGCCUACCCAGAAGGCCCGUCUUCGCCGCUGCCCUCGCCCGUUCCGCCGCUCUCCCCCAUACCGCCGCCGCCGCUCACCCCCUCCCCGCUGUCAUCGUCGACGGACGCCCAUCAGCACUUGCAGCACCUGCACCAGCAGCCGCACCUGCACCACUCGCUGCACCACCCGCUGCACCACCAGCAGCACCACCACCAGCACCACCUGCUGUGCUCGGACGGCGACAACGAAAGCGUCAACUCCACCACCAGCAACUCCAACGACGACACCACCGUCAACAACGGCAGCUCGGGCUCGUCGUCGCGCGACAGCCUGCGCGAGCCGGCGCCGCUGGGCAAGCAGACGUAUCAACGCGAAAGCCGCCACAGCUGGGACUCGCCCGCUUUCAACAACGACGUGGUCCAGCGGCGCCACUACCGCAUUGGACUCAACCUCUUCAACAAGAAGCCAGAGAAGGGAAUCCAGUACUUGAUCGAGAGGGGCUUCGUCUCAGACACGCCGGUGGGCAUCGCCAGGUUCAUCCUGGAGAGGAAAGGGCUCAGCCGCCAAAUGAUCGGCGAGUUCCUGGGCAGCCGGCAGCAGUUCAACAAGGACGUGCUCGACUGCGUCCUGGACGAAAUGGACUUCUCCGGAAUGGAUUUGGAUGACGCCCUGAGGAAGUUCCAAGCCCAGAUCAAAGUUCAGGGUGAAGCGCAGCGCGUGGAACGACUGGUGGAGGCUUUCAGUCAGCGCUACUGCGUGUGCAACCCGGCGCUGAUACGGCAGUUCCAAAAUCCAGACACCAUCUUUAUCCUGGCCUUCGCCAUCAUUCUCCUCAACACGGACAUGUACAGCCCCAACGUGAAGCCCGAGAGGAAGAUGAAACUGGACGACUUUGUCAAGAACCUGCGAGGUGUGGACAACGGUCAGGAUAUUCCUCGAGACCUUCUGGUGUCCAUCUACGGAAGAAUCCAGAAAUGGGAACUGAGGACCAACGACGACCACGUGUCUCAGGUGCAGGCAGUGGAGAGGAUGGUCGUCGGCAAGAAACCCGUUUUGUCGCUGCCUCACCGCCGCUUGGUGUGCUGCUGCCAGCUGUUCGAGGUUCCCGACCCCAACCGGGCCCAGAGGAGCGGCGUCCACCAAAGAGAGGUCUUUCUGUUCAACGACCUGCUGAUGGUGACUAAGAUCUUCCAAAAGAAGAAGGCCUCCGUAACGUACAGUUUCCGACAAUCAUUCCCUCUGGUGGACAUACAGGUGCACACCUUCCAGAAUACUUAUUACCCUCACGGCAUCAGGCUGACGUCGGCCAACCCCGGGGGCGAGAGGAAAGUCCUGAUCGUGUUCACCGCGCCGAGCCAGCAGGACCGCGCUCGCUUCACCUCGGACCUGAGAGAGAGCGUGGCCGAGGUGCAGGACAUGGAGAAAUAUCGUGUGGAGUCCGAGCUUGAGAAGCAGAAAGGCGUGAUGCGUCCCGCCGCGCUGAUCGCAGGCGGGCCGGGCGGCGGGGCCGGACCUGACGUGAAGAGCGAGGCGGUGAACGGCACCCUGGCUCGGCCUAGCCUGGACGACACAUACGCGUCGGUGGACGGACUCAAACGCACGGCGCUCAGCUCUUCGCUCAGAGACCUGUCGGACAGCGGGAAGCGAGGUCGUCGGAACAGCGUGGGCUCAUUGGACAGCACGAUGGAAGGGUCCGUCAUCAGCAGCCCACGGCCGCACCAGCAAUACCACCCCGGAGGUAUGCUGGCCUACAGCCCCAGGAUGGGCCCCUCGUCACCGGCAGCCUACCGGCCGCACCGCCCUACUCAGAGCCCCGGUACAGGGGUGGGCGGUGGGCCGGGGCUCUGUCACAACCAGAGCGGGCCGAGCCCCUCCCCGCUCACGAGCGGGGGCGGGGCUGGGGCCGGCGCAGGGAUGGCGAUGGGGGGCGGGAACUUUUUUGGCAGUCGCAGAGGGAAAGUUCCCGGUCCCCUGACGAUGACCUCGCCUACACCGCAGUGCCCCCCGAGUCCCCUUAUGAUAUCGUCCCCGCCUCAUUACCCCGCCCCCGAGCCUCCCAUCGCCCACCCGUCCUCCCCUUCCCCAUGCCCCUCCCCAUCGGCCAACCUCGGCCAGUCGGACCCGGGCGGCAUUGGAGGGGGCGGGGGGACGGCUGGCGGGCCGUCCAAGCUCCAGGCUUUGCACGCCCAGUAUUGCCACGGCAACAGUGGGGGCAGCGGGCACCAGCCGCAACAGACCCCCCCGCCGCCUUACCACCAUCAUCACCGAUACCACAUGCAAAGCGCCCCGCAGCACCACCCCCUCAUGCACAGGGUGUCGGUCCCGCGGCGCCAGGUCCCGUCUGGCUGCGCACAGUCCCACCUGCAGCAGCAGCAGCAGCAUCAGCGGAUCCAGCAGGCCGCCGCCCAGCACCAGCGCUACAACGUGGCCUCCGGUUUCAUCACGCCCCCUCCGGUGUCCCCGCACUCGCCGCUCACCCCGACUACGCCGCACGGACUAUACCGGCCGGGCGGGGGCGGAGGCAAGCUGCCCCUCACCAUCUCGCACUCGCAGCCCCACCCGCACGCCCACUCUCACAACCACGCCGUCCACUCCCCGCUAAGCCCCUCUCCCGCCAACUCGCCCUCCACCCACUUCAUCUUCUCCGCCCCACCGCCUCAGACCCCGUCGGCCCGCCUGGUCUCGCAGACCCUGCAGCAGCCCUACGCUCCGCAGUACCCGCCUCUCUCCUCCAUCCCGCCCCCUCCUCCGCACUCGCCCUUGCCGCCCCCGUCCGCCGCGCCCCUCUCCCCGCACCCGGGCGGCGGGCAGGGACCCAAGUCGAAAGCGGUCAGUCGCAUCAGCACCGUCGUGUGAGGAGUCGGCGAGCGAGGGCGCCGGCCCUCGUCGUCCACCGCGGGGCGGCGCCCCAGCUCGGCGCCUGCCGACGGGCAGCAGUAUUCAGAGAGGGGGGGAGGAGGAGGCGCGGAGGGCACGUACAGAUGUAUCAAAGCGGUCGCCUGGUUAGACGACGACAAAUGAGGAUUGGGAAAAGGAAAUUACUCAGCCUGUGUUACUUUCAUGUCAACUUGCCCUGCGGCUAGAGCCACCCGUCUCGCCACAUCUUGCUCCAGCCAUCCUUCCCUCCCUCCCUCUUUAGCGGAGUGCAGAGACAAGGGUGCUUGAUGCACCUCAUCCUUUGCCAAUGCGGGGGGGGGGGGGGUGCAUUUGAGUUGGUUGGGUGCAUUUUGUGUCUUUGGUCGACGGCCAUGCAUGACUGGGGCCAUCGCUGCCAAAGUGUGGAAGGACUUUUUGGUUUGGUUGUCUGUUUUUUUUCUUUGUCGAAAUGUCCUUUUGGCUCACAGGGUUCCUGCACUCUCCUUGUUCUGGAUGGCAACUGUCAUUUCAGUCUUCACUGCGACACACACACACAUUUUUGUGCGCGUAUAGCGAAACAGAAGGACAAGAUGAAAAGACCGACAUCGGGUCAAAGCGCCAGGGUAGAAGACAAACGUCAAGAGAAGAUGAGGAAACAAGAAUUGUGACAAACAAACAGCAAGACAAAGAUCUCACGUCAUGAUGUAAAGCAAUGUAUCAAAUAUUCCAAAGGUAUAUUGAUGUUUUUUUGUACGACAUACUCCAUGUUGCCAAGGAAGGAGAUUAAGCUAUCAUCAUGAGGCCAAACAGGGUGGAUUCUGGAAAACAGAGUCUUUUUUUUAACGCAAUUGGCUUGUCACUCGUUGAAUAUAGUUCGAAUGCUAAUCCUGCCGAUUGGCUCCAAAUGUGGUAUUGUUAUGCAAAACGCAGAUUGUCGUUCGUGUAUUUAACGGCGGGUCGAGUUUAAACACGUUCAUCUGGCAUUCUACAACAGAUGGUUUCCUCAUUAGGAUCGGUGGCACCACUCAAAUGUUCGCAAACUAAAGAAAAAUGAUUUAUUUUAUUCAACAGUGGGUGGAUAAAAUAGAACUAAAUGAUUAUUCAUGAGGUUAGAUUGUCUGAUCAUUCAAUUGAUUUGUUAUAAUUAUAUUAUUUGUAAAUUUUGAAAAUAGAUUUCAAAUACUUUUCUAUUAUUUUAGUCAAAUGAACUAUUUUUAUAAUUUGGUCAAAUGGAA